Paramecium octaurelia is the source of this 450-nucleotide messenger RNA. NCBI's taxonomy places the organism in Eukaryota, Ciliophora, Oligohymenophorea, Peniculida, Parameciidae. The record is from the annotation of a GenBank genome assembly.
UUAUGAAUCAAUCUAUGGCUAAAUUGUAUUCUCAAGAUGGAACGGGAAGGGAUUCCUAUAUCUUUUAUGAUAAUGGCGGUUUCUAUCCCGGCAAUCUCAAAUUAUAAAAAUCACCAUCGCUUUCAAACUGUAUUGUUAUUCUAAAAAGUAUAAGGGGCCUAUGGUACAUACUCUCCUUAGAAAACUCAUUUCAAACCCGAAAAACGACAGUUUUAAAUUAGUGAUGGAACAGGGAGAGAUACAUAUGUGAUUCGAAAUAUAAAGGAUAAAGCAUAUUUCUCUCCAGACUUUUCAUUUCAAUUAAGAAAAUAUGAUUCUCAAAUCUUGAGUCCUCAAUAUCCCUACAAAUUACCUCCUUUAAAGUAGGCCUAAUUAUCUAUUAAAUCUGAUAAGCAAAAAUCAUUAAUAUAGAGAUUAGCAAAACCGAAACUUAGAACUCAAAAUGAUUGA